CCCCACUGACUUCACCAUAAAUAUCACUAACACCAUCCUCAGUCCCUCCCCUCGCCUCGACUACUGUAACUCCCUUCUCAUUGGCCGACCUCAUCGCAGGCUAUCCCCUCUCCAGUCUAUCAUGAACGCUGCUGCCAGACUCAUCCACCUCACUAACCGUUCUGUAUCCACCACCCCCCUCCGCCAAUCCCUCCACUGACCUCCACUCAGUGCCCUCCAUCCCUCUCUGCCAAUCCCUCCACUGACCUCUAUGCAGUGUCCUCCAUCCCUCUGCCAAUCCCUCCACUGGCCUCCACUUAGUGUCCUCCACCACUCUCUGCCAGUCCCUCCACUUGCUUCCACUCAGUGUCCUCCACCAUUCUCUGCCAAUCCCUCCACUGGCCUCCAUUCAGUGUCCUCCACCCCCCUCUGCCAAUCCCUCCACUGGCCUCCACUCAGUGUCCUCCAUCCCUCUCUGCCAAUCCCUCCACUGGCCUCCAUUCAGUGUCCUCCACCCCCCUCUGCCAAUCCCUCCACUGGUCUCCACUCAGUGUCCUCCAUCCCUCUCUGCCAAUCCCUCCACUGGCCUCCACUCAGUGUCCUCCACCCCUCUCGGCCAAUCCCUCCACUGACCUCCACUCAGUGUCCUCCAUCCCUCUCUGCCAAUCCCUCCACUGACCUCCAUGCAGUGUCCUCCAUCCCUCUGCCAAUCCCUCCACUGGCCUCCACUUAGUGUCCUCCACCACUCUCUGCCAGUCCCUCCACUUGCUUCCCACUCAGUGUCCUCCACCAUUCUCUGCCAAUCCCUCCACUGGCCUCCAUUCAGUGUCCUCCACCCCUCUCUGCCAAUCCCUCCACUGGCCUCCACUCAGUGUCC
Staurois parvus is the source of this 856-nucleotide messenger RNA. NCBI's taxonomy places the organism in Eukaryota, Metazoa, Chordata, Amphibia, Anura, Ranidae. The record is from the annotation of a GenBank genome assembly.